AUGGGAGGGGAUGGUGAAACAGCAACAGACAGUAGCGGUCAGUCGAAUACUGAACAAACGGAGCCAAUGUUACCAGUAGGUUUUUUGAAAAUUGUUGAGAACUAAACAAUUUUCACUCACAAUCAGACGGCCAGCGAGACAACUGCGUGGAGGUCCAUUUACAUCGGAGGAUCGUGUGCAUUCAUUCAAGCGACCCAAUUCGCCAUCUUCUUCGCUUCCAUGUGGCCUUAUAUUUUGACAGUAAGACUAGUCAACAUCAUACUCGCAAAAUCUCAGUCAAAAUCCGUCAGCCCGGCAGUAAUUCAAAAAAUUUCAAUCAUUUUCAGAAAGGUCAAAAUUUUUCAAUGAUUUUAAGUUCUAAUAACGUUUCUCUUUGAAUAUGAGUAAUCAAACACUUCUAAGAGUGAGUUUAGGAUAGUUGGAAUCAGAAAAAUAAAGUUUCAGUUCAAAUUUUCGGCAUUCCAAUUAUCAUUUUCAGUUGAAGCCUGAUGUCAAGCAAAGCAGUUUUGGAAUAGUCGUGGCACUCUACAGCUUUUCGCAAUGCAUCUGCUCUCCAGUUUUCGGAUACUGGAGCAAUAGAAUCGGUCAAGUGAGACUUCCGCUCAUUGUUGGAUUCAUUAUUAUGGCUUGUGGAAACUUGACAUAUUUGAGUUUACAAUACUGGUCGGACCAUCAUUUGUACGUAAUGAUGGCUGCUAGACUGAUCGCUGGAGCAGGAACAGGUAAGAAAAUCAAGGUAGUAAACGGAGUUCAGAAUUAGGUAAUAUUUAGGAAACAUGAGUUUACUGCGUGCCUAUGCUUCUACAGCAUCUACAUCAAAAGACAGGUCAAGAGCGAUUGCUUGUGUUUCCGGAGGUAUUGCAAUCGGAAGUAUGAUUGGCCCGGGCCUUCAGCUCCUUUUCUCUCCACUCGGAGCAGAAGGGUUCACAAUUUGUGGACUAACAAUCAGUAUUUAUACCUCACCUGCCCUGUUUUGUCUGUUUCUCAAUGGACUGGGCCUACUGAUUGUUCAGUUUGCAUUCGAAGAAAAGUACAUAAUAGCGAUGGAGAAGAAUGUGGAAAAGGGGAACGAAAACGAUGAAAAGAAGGUGUGUUGGGAUAGGAUUUCCAAGAGUAAUUUGUUUGACAGAUCAGUGUGCAACAUGAAAACACAAAAGAGAGUAGAAAAGAGAGAAAGACGGAGAGUAGGAGGUCCUGGGGUAUGGCGAAAUCGCUGGUGGAAAAAGGCGCCGGGACUUAUUUCGCAAUUCCAUUUCAUGUUAUUCAGGGCAAAGUAUCAUCAAAGCUGGCCAAUCCGGAUAUUAUUGCCCUGUUGGUAUGCGUCUUUACUCGUUUCUCACAGAUUUUUUUGAAUACUACAAUUGAAAGGUGUGCGGCUGUUUGAAACGAGAUUAGGUCAAUCCAAUUAUUGCAGUAUUGGAUCCGCUUACACAAUGAUGAUGUUUUCGUUCGAAAAAGAAGAGGCAGUCACCGCAAAUGCGGGAAUUCACACAGUUUCUGGAGCUAUUGCCGCUUCAAUGUACAUUUGUUUCAUUUUUACUGGAGUUAGAAAAUAGUAAGAGAAAAAUUCGCCUGAAAUAUGAAAUAUCUACAAAUUCCAUAACUUUAGCAUCAAAAACCGAGUGUUCACAGUGAUUUCUCUUGUGAUCCCACUCAUCUGGAUGUUCGGAACGUACCCCUACAGUUUCUACAGCGACAAUGUAAAGUUAAUGGUUAACGGUCAGUUUGAAAACUUUAAAAUGAAAUGUCAAUUCAAAACUAUGUUUCCAGGAAGUCAUGCUGAUUGUGACAUUGAAAAAUACGCGUGGUGUGCUGACUUACCAACCAUUCCAGCAUGGGUAAGCGCUUGGGAGCUAACCGGUUGGUUUCAGAUUUUUUAGUUUCAGAUAUAUUUUGGCGGUUUUGUUUUGGUCUUCGGAGUUUCGUUUUCCUUCAUGAAUAUCACAGUGACCACUUUAUUUUCCAAAGUUGUCGGACCACGACCUCAGGUGAGAUUGUCCGGAUUUGACAAAAGAGUAGGUAUUUUGUUUUCAGGGAACUUACCAGGGAGUGUAUCAAAUGGCAGGAUCAUUCGGCAGAAUGAUUGCCCCACUUCUGAUGAGCACCACGUACACCAUGUUCGGACCAACGUUGCCUUGGCAGAUUCUCAUUGUAAACGUAAGUUUGUUAGAUCGCUUGAGAAACUUUCAAUUGACACCACUUUAUUCCAGUUCAUCGUCAUCAUCGCUGCUUGGCUGAUCUUACGAGAAAGAAUGGUGCCGUUCGAAAAGUAUGAAGCAAAACGGGUGGAACCUUCCGAUUAG
This is a messenger RNA of Caenorhabditis sp. 36 PRJEB53466, 2303 nucleotides long. The record is from the annotation of a GenBank genome assembly. Lineage: Eukaryota; Metazoa; Nematoda; Chromadorea; Rhabditida; Rhabditidae.